AGAAAGAUGACAAAUGAAAAUUCAAUUCUCGCUGAUUCUACCACCAAUUUAACAUCACCAGCGAAAGGGAAAAUUCAACAAAUAAAUCAUGAAGACGCGGCUGAAGACUCGAAUGUAGAUGACUUUGGAGUAAAUGAUGAACUUGAAAAAGAAAAGAAUCCACUGAAUCCAAAUGGUUCGAGCGCUAAGGAUAAAGAGCGCGCUUUAAUUGUUUCAAUAACACAGGGAAGACAUCGUGAAACAUGGAAUCAAAAAGUGGAGUUUUUGUUAGCUGUCAUUGGGUUCGCUGUGGAUCUUGGCAACGUUUGGAGGUUUCCUUAUAUUUGUUACCAGAAUGGUGGUGGAGCUUUCCUUAUUCCAUAUUGCAUUAUGUUACUAUUGGGUGGACUGCCACUCUUUUACAUGGAACUUGCUCUCGGCCAAUUUCAUCGCUGUGGAUGUUUAAGCAUCUGGAAUCGCAUAUGUCCGGCUUUGAAAGGCGUUGGAAUGGCGAUUUGUAUCAUCGAUAUCUAUAUGGGAAUGUACUACAAUACGAUUAUCGGAUGGGCGGUUUAUUAUUUCUUUGCUUCGUUUAGCUAUGAACUGCCAUGGGAGAAAUGUGGAAAUCCAUGGAACACAGAUUCAUGUUUAUCUGUCGAUACGCCAACAAACUUAACCAAUACAACGAGUCCAGCUAGAGAAUACUUUGAACGCAACGUGCUUGAACAGUAUAAAUCAGAGGGAUUGGAAUACAUGGGACCGAUUAAGCCGACGUUAGCCAUUUGCGUGUUUGGAGUUUUCGUUCUUGUAUAUUUUUCUCUUUGGAAAGGCGUGAAGAGUACUGGAAAAGCUGUUUGGGUUACUGCACUUGCACCAUACUUUGUACUAAUAGUUCUACUCUUCCGUGGUGUUACUUUACCAGGUGCUGGUAAUGGAAUUCGUUACUAUUUAACACCAGAAUGGGAGAAAUUGAAAAACACAAAAGUUUGGAUUGAUGCUGCUAGUCAGAUUUUCUUUUCUCUUGGACCUGGCUUUGGGACACUUUUAGCACUUUCAAGUUAUAAUAAAUUUAAUAACAAUUGUUAUCGAGACGCCUUGCUUACAAGUUCCAUCAAUUGUUUGACAAGCUUUUUAGCUGGUUUUGUUAUCUUUUCUGUUUUGGGUUACAUGGCGGAAGUUCAAAAAGUGGACAUUGAUAAAGUGGGAUUGGAGGGACCUGGACUUGUCUUCAUUGUUUAUCCUGAAGCGAUAUCUCUAAUGAGUGGAAGUACUUUCUGGUCAAUCAUUUUCUUUCUUAUGUUAAUAACACUUGGUCUUGAUUCAACAUUUGGUGGACUUGAAGCUAUGAUCACAGCACUUUGUGAUGAAUUUCCAAACUUCAUUGGGAAACGACGUGAAGUUUUCGUUCUUGUAUUGUUGGCGUUCAUUUACAUCUGCGCUCUUCCAACGAUGACUUUUGGUGGCGUUUAUUUGGUCAAUUUUUUGAAUGUUUACGGUCCAGGACUUGCAAUUUUAUUCGUUGUGUUUGUUGAAGCUGCUGGCGUCUUUUGGAUCUAUGGCGUCGAUAACUUCUCAGCUGAUAUCGAACAAAUGUUGGGUGAAAAACCAAAUAUAUUUUGGAGGGUUUGCUGGCGAUACAUUUCACCAACCUUCCUUUUUGUAAUUUUGAUUUUCUCUGUACUUAACAACGAGCAUAUGCUUGGAGAAGAAUAUUAUUACCCUGAUUGGGCCAUUCCACUUGGUUGGGUAUUAACGGGAUCAUCUGUGAUUUGCAUUCCACUUUAUAUGAUCUACAAAUUUGAUAGGACUCGAGGUAGUUUCAAGAGGAAAUUGCGAACGAUGUUCAAACCGGAGCCACUUGUGCCAACUGCCCUUCCAGGCCAAAUCAGCACAAUGAUAAGCACCGUUUGACAAAAUGUUUCAUCAAACAGCAGUAAGGAUUACAUGCUGUAGACCAGCAACAACUACAUCUUUUAAAAACUUUUUUAAUACUAACGUUCCCGAUUCAACAUUUAAAAAAAUUAAAGAGAAAUUACCGGCUAUUAAUUAAUGUUAUUUAGCCCCCAAUCAUCGUGUUCCUAUGAAAGUAGAAGAUUUAAGUAUAAAUUUGAAUUAAUGUUUGAGAGAUUUUUAAAGCAAAAUCGUUUUGUUAUAGAAGAGAAAACUCCUGCUAAGCAGUGGAAAUUGAAGUUAUAAAAUGUUUAUCGCGUGGUAUUUAGAUUCUAUAAAAACAUAUGUUGAUUCAUGCUUUGUCCUUAAAAUAAUAAGAUGCCAUACUGCUGAAAUAUGAAACAAUAAUUCUAAAGUCGCUGAAGCAUCAGAGAUCCCACGUCUCGAAUGAUUUUUAAAAGGUUAAAAUGUAUUAGAUAUAUUUUUGUUCUUUAAUUUUUAAUAAUUUGAGAUAUGA
Messenger RNA from Clunio marinus, 2386 nucleotides. NCBI's taxonomy places the organism in Eukaryota, Metazoa, Arthropoda, Insecta, Diptera, Chironomidae. The record is from the annotation of a GenBank genome assembly.